CCACGCCUCCAGUGUACACUGCAUUGGGCUGGAACUACCGUUAGAUUAGAUAUUUCAACAACUAACCAGCAUAUGAGUUGUUUUAAACAAAACCAAACAAACCACAAGGGAAACAGUCUAGGUAGAAAAUAGAAUUGGCACACGAUUAAGUGUUCUGGCAAAAUGCUAAUUUUGCUAGCCUACAGCGCAUGUUGUCACUGAAAGCCUGCUUGCUAGCUAAAUUGCUAGUUAAUGUUUGCUACUUUCAAAUAGCUUUUUCAUCUGGCAAACUUGAUCUCUAGAUAAACUUAAUUGGAAUUUUAAUUCGUAUCUUACAUUCUUGCUUACAACUGACUGCAAUAUCUACUGUUGGAAGCGUUACAGUAGUACAGCAGCAAGAAUAUGUUCGAACAUCAACAAAUGCAGCAUCAGAUCCAACACAACCAACGUCUUUGGCAGCAACUGAAAACAACCCAACGUCUGCCAUCCCAACUUCCCCGCCAGCAUCAAAAGAACCGACCAAGGUUUCCGCCUUCUCCUAGCAUGGUAAACCUUUGCCCAGUUCCGCAGGCUGCUCUGGGUGCCCCCAACCCAAUGUUACAAGGCGCAGUACUUAUACAGCAACGGAUGCAAGCUAACGUGCAAGACUUGGCCAUGGGCAGUGGGCUACCCUUUUCACUUUUGGCCAAGGGGGCACAGCAUUCUCUUCUAGGACCAGCUCCUGUCCCCCGAUUGGGAUUCUCUUCCUCAAGACCAUAUCGUUCCCACAACCACUUCCGAAACAAGGACAUUCUUGGGACAAAGAGGGAUUAUGAACAAAUUGGAAAGGCUAAUGGACAGCUGGGCACCAGCAAAACAGACUGUCCAGUGGGGAGGACUACCAAUACAGAGAUGGGGAAAACUGAAUCAGACAGACUAUCGUUUGCACAGCCACAAGAGAAGCCUGAGUUGAAGAAGCUGAAGGCAAAUGGUGUUAUUCACAGAUCAGAAGAUGAUCAUGUGAAUGUACCCUUUGGACACGUGGCAGUCCGGACGUCCAAUGAUAAAAGGCCAAUGGAUGUAUUGAAACCCACUGUUGUCGCUGCUCUCGUGUACGGAGGUGAGUGCCCUGCCGUUCACGGGCUGGAAGAAUGUGGAGAUGAAAGUCGAGCAUCUGAUCAGGUUCUAGGUGUCAGGACUUCCCUGAAGGUCACCAUCCAGCAUAGCAGCCAGAGCCGGGCGUUCAGCACGGGCAUAGAGGAGCCAGGUGCAGCCAUGGGGCCCUCCUGUGGGUCAGGGGGACAGGCUCAGGACAAUGACCCAGGCCACAAAUCUGCUGCUGACAGCCACUACUGCUACAUCUGCAGCACCCCCUGCCACAACCAGCAGAACUUCCAGAGCCAUAUGAACGGGGCGGAACACCAGCGGCGUAUGCUGGAGAUUCAGCAUGUGAGCAAUACCUGUCUGGUCAACCUGUUACCCUGGGUUGCCGACUCUCAACAUGACUUGCGCACAGGCUGGGAUGAUAAAACGGGAGGAGUGCAGCGCUGGUGUGCGAUAUGCCAAACACACUUCAGCGGUGACCUCAUCGAGCACCGGAGGACCCAGGAGCAUAAGCUGUCAAAGCAGUCUUCACGUCCCUUCUGCACUGUUUGCAAACGCCACUUCAGGACACCACGGAAGUUUGUGGAACACAUGAAGUCCAGAGAGCACAAGCUGCAGGUUGAGCUCAGGGAGGAGGGAGAGCCAGAUGUCCUGGAGGAGCUGAUCACAGUGGAUGCAGUGGGGUGCUUUGAGGGAGAAGAUGACUUUGAGGAGGAGACCCAUGAGGACGAUGACAGCAAGGAAAGGCAGCCUGGUGAAAGACAUGUCGCACAAGAGAACAUCGAGGAACAUGAAGAGUAUGAUUCAGAAACACAAUAUGGCCCAAGCUUUGUUGUCCCAGUGGCCGGUUAUCUCUGCAGACUGUGCCAUAAGUUCUUCCAUUUUGAGUCAACUGCUAGGCACCUUCAUUGCAAGUCCCUCAUGCACUUUCAGAACCUACAGAAAUACAAAGUGUUGAGUCGAAAGUGUUCAGUUACGGAGGACACGGGAAAGACCUGCAGCCGAAUGUCGGGGGACCCGCUUCCCCUGAGGUACUCCCGAGAUGACAUGGAGGAUAUCAGAAAAGGCUGUACAAAUAAAUCCAUUAUGGCUGGAGACAGCAUACAUGCCUGUUGCACCCCGGCCACCAAGCAGAUAUCUCCCAUUGUCUCUGCUCUGGAAAAUGCAGAGCAGGGCAACAUCACCGCCACCCAGCAGGUCUCAGAACAGCUUGAUGCAGAUGACCAUAGGCCAACCUGCCAUGCCAACCAACCUCAUCUUGACUUAAACUCUGUAUGCGAUAACUUGAAGGAGUACCCAUGCCUGGGCUGCCAAAAUCCCCAACUAAGAGUCUGGGAGGGUGAGAAGGCCAGCGGAGCUGGAUGUUCUCUACAUUUGCCCUUAGUGUACCAGAACACGGAUGGAAGCGUGUCACGCACUACCAAUGAGACAAUGCCAGAGAGGCUUCUGGAGAGGGAGCGUCAGCAGCAGGAGAGCUACAUGUUGUUGACACCCCAUGUACCAACACUGGACAAGAACAGACAACCGGUGUACGGAGAAGAACCAGUGGAGUCGACUGGGAUUGGGCCAGCAAAGGGUUGUAAAAGGAACUCCACAAGGACAUCACACCCAAAAACUGGAGACAAAGGUUGUGUUCAACAGUAAAGCAUAGCUAAGUGUUUUUUAAUGAAACCAAACCUGACCCAAGAACUUAUCACUUAAAGCUUGCACAUUAAGGAUGAAUAAUGUGAUUUCCAUGCCAUGGGUGUGUGAGAAAUUGAAUGAGUCACCCAAGGUAAGAUUUCACAGACAUCCUGUUUGUUUACAGUCAAGAUGUUGAGUCUAAAUAGAAUCACCAGUUUGUGUUACUAUUGAAAUGGAAACAAUGCACUUCAUUGCAAGGGAUCUCCAAUCACAGUGAGUGAGUAAAUGGCCUUAGAUCACAAACUCAAUCAAGUUCCCAUUCAAUCCCAUGCAAGUAAUGACACAGCCACACACGUUUUUGCUCUCAAUUUCAUAUAUCAUUAUCUAUGGAUAACAUUGGAUUGCAGGACUGAUUAUCCAUAAUAUCUAAAGGAAUGUUUGAAAUACAUGUUGUGGGUAUGUACUAUUUCCAUGUCUAAGAUUUUAUUUUAUUUGAAACUGUACAGGGUCCAACGCUAACUUUUUUUCUCACUGGCCCUGUAUGGCCAGUUGGUUUGAAAUCUAUUGGCCUGGACUGUAUUUUUACCGGCCUGAACUGAAUAAAAAAAUAUGUAAUUGUAUUUUACAGAUAUAUGGUAUGAAAUAUCAUAUCAUUAGAAUAUGGAUUUGCAUGUGAUGUGAGACAUGAGCUACAACAAAUAUUAUCAUCUCUUCAUGAAGAUGCUUGCUUAUUUGAUGUGACAAAAGCAGGAAAAUAAAACAAUUUAGUAAAUAUA
Molecule: messenger RNA, 3461 nt
Organism: Esox lucius (northern pike)
Lineage: Eukaryota; Metazoa; Chordata; Actinopteri; Esociformes; Esocidae
Gene: ciz1b
Product: cdkn1a interacting zinc finger protein 1b
Exons: 15
Coding region: 382-2706 (774 amino acids)
Cellular component (GO): nucleus
Molecular function (GO): nucleic acid binding; zinc ion binding
Source: RefSeq, a predicted model, not a curated record